This is a messenger RNA of Papilio polytes (common Mormon), 1086 nucleotides long. RefSeq lists its product as uncharacterized. The record is from RefSeq and is a predicted model, not a curated record. NCBI's taxonomy places the organism in Eukaryota, Metazoa, Arthropoda, Insecta, Lepidoptera, Papilionidae. The coding region runs from base 85 to 543 and encodes 152 amino acids. Gene Ontology annotation, cellular component: nucleus. The transcript is spliced from 3 exons. Gene Ontology annotation, biological process: transcription by RNA polymerase II; transcription initiation at RNA polymerase III promoter.
UGACAGGAUGUCAUUUCGCAAAGUUUUGUUUUGAUUAAAAGUUGUUGAUUUUAAAGUAAUUCUUUGGUUUGUUGUGUUAAAACUAUGUCGCAAAAAACUUUAAUGAGCAGACUUGGGAGUAAUAUCCUAGAAGAGUCACAGUUACUUGCUGAGAAAAAAUGGAUACUGGAUGCACUAAAUCAAAUUAAAAAGCAACGAAAUAGUCUUCAGAUAGAAAGGCUACAACUAGAAAGUAAAAAGUGUCAUCUCAAGGGGGAGACAAACUCUAACUUUGAGAAUAAAACUACAGCGGACAAUGAAGUGCCAGGCACAUCCGCGGUCAAUUUAAUGCAGUUAGCACCACGGGGCAAUGGGAUUGCGGACAUAGACAAGAAUGGGCUCAUGGAUGAAGAUAUUAUAUGCAAUGAACAGGAAUUAGAUUUGUUGAUACUGUCAAAUUGUUUAUACGCCAAUCAGAAUGCUCAGAACAACAUGGAGGAAGACGAGGAGGAUGAAGAAGAUGUAAUAAUUGACAUGAAUAUGUUAAUGAAUGGUAACAAGUGACCACAAGUGGUAGAAUGCUGUUAAGCUUUAGUGCACUGUUGGAGAAAUACCACAUUCAACAAAAAUGAAAUUAUUGCAAGGUUUUAAUUGUUCCUUUAUUUCGAUCUUGCUUUAAGUAUGAUUUUCUUAAAAGGUUAAAAAAAUCACACAUUGGGUUAAGAUUGCAAAGGUUGACAUAACUUAGAAUUGGCUGUUCUUGUUCAUUUUAGAGAUUUUUUAUUUAGUCUAUGUUGGUUGGUGUAUAUUUUCUGAAUUUUGUACAUUGUGUAAAGUCUUAUAAAUAUGAACAAUUGUGCUAUCAUAGUUUUCUAAAUAAAAAUUGUCUUAUUAUAUUGCUAAUUAUCUUGUAUUUAUGACUAUUUCUGAAUACUUUAGCUUCAAAAUUGUCAUUUAUGCGCUUGCACUAUAGCGUCAUAGCGCAACAAAUCAGUAAGUUAACCUUAAGUAAUUAAAGUCUUCAGUAAACAAGCAUUUUAGUGACUCCUCCAUAUACUUAGCAAAAAUAAAAUUGCAUAAUUUUAGGGAAAUGGAAUGAAAUAAAAA